Molecule: messenger RNA, 2563 nt
Organism: Hypanus sabinus (Atlantic stingray)
Lineage: Eukaryota; Metazoa; Chordata; Chondrichthyes; Myliobatiformes; Dasyatidae
Gene: gjz1
Product: gap junction protein zeta 1
Exons: 2
Coding region: 47-670 (207 amino acids)
Source: RefSeq, a predicted model, not a curated record
AGGCUGUCAGUGCGAGGGCUGGAGAACGUCGGCGAGUUGGAUAGAGAUGGCAGCUAUCGUGGCCUACAGCCGGCUGGCAGCUGCUGCGCUGGGCUCGCUAGGCUCUCGGCAGGGAAUGGCGCCCUGGUUGGGCCUACUGGGCUUGCGCCUCGCUUCCCUGCUGGUAGCAGGCCGUGCAUGGACUGACUUCCGGUCUGACUUCAUCUGCAAUGCCACGCUGGGCUCUUUCUGCGACUCUGCCUGUUUUGAUGCCCGCUUUUCCUUCCCUAUGUCCUCUGCUUGGGACCUGGGCUUCCUGCUGGUGGUCCUCCCUGUUGGCUGUCUCUAUCUGCUGUCCCCGCCGAUAGUGGGAAGCACCCUUGGCCAUGGAGGCUCGCCGCCUCCUGCAGCACUGGCCUGCUGUAGCCUCGCGCUAGCCCUAGUGGAGGGCGGCGUGCUGGGCCUGAUGGCUGGUCUGCAGUUGCCCCAGACCUGGCCUGGGGAUUGCCAGCUGCCUGCCAUCUGUGCCAAGAUGGACCCUUCUGGUGCUGCUGUCCACUGCUGGCUGGAGGGCUGGGCUGAGAAGGUGGGCGCCAUGGCCGCCCUGGGCUUCACCUCUGCCUUAAACUUGUUGGCUGGUCUGCUCUGUGCUGGGGCCAUGCUACUGGGCCAGACUGGGAGGCAGGCCUGAGGGAGGGGAGCUGGGGAUGUUCAGCUCCAUCUCCCCCUCACAACCCCUCUUUCCCACCCUUUCACCCUCAAUCUCUCCCUCUCCUCCUCUCACCCUUGCUCCAAAUUUCUUCCCUCUGUACCUCUCUCUCUCUCUCCAUCUUGCUUUCCCCUUUCUUCCCUGACUCCCUUCUCCUUAUCCAUCUUCCCCUACCCAUGCCUCUCCCCUCCCCUUCCUUUCCUCAAUCCACCCUCUUCAUUCCUCUCCCACCCUUUCCCUCUCCCAUCUUCCCUCCAUCCCAAUCCCUCUCCCUCUUUUCCUCUCCUUCCAUUUUACUAUCGCUCUCCCUCUCACUCUCCAUUUCUUUGCCUCUUGCUCCGUCCUCAAUCCUGCCCCUUUCCCUCCCUACUUUCCUCUGUUUCCCUCCUUCCUUUUAUCCCUCCCAGUUCCAUAUUUUCCUCUAUUCCCCUAUUUUCUUUGCCUCCUACCCCAUCCCUCUGUUUUUCUCCCUCUCAUUUACCCCUACUCCCCUCCUCUCCCCCUUCACUUCCUUCCCGCUGUGCUGCCAUCCCUAACUCACCAUUUCCCUCCACCAACCCCACACAUCCCUCCCCUUUGCCCAAUUCGCCUCUCCAACCAGCUCGCAGGCCCUGCAGGAACAAUGGACAUGAAUCCGUCCUUGAGGAAGUUGUCAAUCAGUGGACUCCAUGGGGCCACAUUUCUGGGGAGAAGGGGUGAAUACCACGACGUUGGAUAUUACAUCAUGAGCAAGGUGGACAGCCAGUCAGCAUUGGAUAUGGUGUCAUGGACAACGAGUCAGCAGCAUCGACUGGAUAUUGAUACAAAGCACUGAUCAAUAGUCUGAAUUGCAUAUAACAUUAUUGCUAAGACAACAAUCAAUCAAUACGUAUAUUUGAUAUGACAUCACAAGCAUAGAGUUUGUGUUUUCUGUUUGUUUUGCACCACAUUGCUCUUUGUGGAGUAUUUCUUUUGCCACUGGGUGGAAACUCAAAGCAGGGUGACUCUAAAGUAACAUAGUUCUCCGUUUGAAUGUGACUUCAGGUAUCUUUGGGGUCUCAUGACAUGUCCUCCCAGAUGUGGGAAAUGAGCUUGUGAAUUUUUGACAGAAGUUGCCCCGCCAAUGUCUGCUGCAAGAGAAAUUCCCUAAAAGCUAACUUGCAGGUUGAUUCAGUGGUACGGAAGGCAACCGCAAUGAUAACAUUAUUUGAGAAGGCUGGAAUAUAAAGUCAAGGAUAUCCAGCACAGUAAGGCAGAGGCUUUAUUAGGCAUUGACCAGCCUGUACUUGGAGCCUGAGCCCUUUAUCAAAGAAAGGAUUGCUGCAUUGGAUUGAGCCCAGAGAAGGUUCAUGAGAAAGAUCCCGGGAAUGAAAGGGAGUAUUCUGCAGUUAUGUGAAAAUAGCAGAUAUUAAUUCAAGGAAGAACCUGGCUUCAGUUCUUAUUAUAAAUUGCAAGCAGUAAAUUGAAGCACAGGCUGGCCCAGAGACAAAAAGAUAUGGUUUGUAAAUGGUGACUGUGGGAUGUUUGCUAGGUGAUAAGAUAAUGAGGUUGUAUUAAUGGGCUUGCAUUCCUCGGGCAACUGUGGGGUUAAUAUUAGUAAUUUGCACCCUUGUAGACAAGUCCCAGGAAGCUUGCAGACCAGACUGAUACUCUCUGUGUCAGUUAGUUUGUUCCAGCAAAGCUAUUUGAACAUUCAGAGGGGUCUCUCACUGUAGAUAUGAAAUUCAAAGGAAGCAUUGUCAACCCAAAGUAUUGAAGUAAACAAUGUUAUUGUAACUAUUGAAACUACAGUUACCAUACCUCAUAAGGGUAUAAAAAUGUAACUAUUUUGAGUUGGUGAGACUCUACCAUGAAUAUCUAUAGAAGAAUGCCUGCUUGUUGUGAUGAAUAAAGGCU